Messenger RNA from Emiliania huxleyi CCMP1516, 1191 nucleotides. RefSeq lists its product as hypothetical. Gene Ontology annotation, molecular function: monooxygenase activity; flavin adenine dinucleotide binding; protein binding. Bases 1 to 1191 code for a protein of 396 amino acids. The transcript has 5 exons. NCBI's taxonomy places the organism in Eukaryota, Haptophyta, Isochrysidales, Noelaerhabdaceae. The record is from RefSeq and is a predicted model, not a curated record.
AUGGCAAAGAAGCGCCGCGGUACUGGUGACCAGCAGCUCGCCUCGGCGGAAGAGCACGCCGUCAAGUCCGAGUCGCUGUUCGAGGCGAAGCAGUAUGCCGAUGCUGCGCUCGAGGCGGAGAAGGCACUGCAGUGCCUGCCGCUCAUGGCACGCAGCUCGCUCACGCGCGGCCGUGCGCUACUGUACCCGGCUCUGUCCAAGAUGGUGCAGGAGGGCGGGCUGCCACCGGCCGGCUUGCUAGAGGAGGCGGGGCGCCACUUCACUCUCGCAGUGCGGCUGGACCCUGAGUGCGAGGAGGCCAAGGGUGAGGUCGACAGCCUGCAGAAGCUCCUCUCCGACCUCCCGCAGGACCCCGCUCCUGCCAGCGCAGCCGGCAAAGAGCCUUCCGGCGCCGCAGCCGCAGUCGACGUCAUCAUCGUUGGGGCAGGGGCAGCCGGGGUUGGCUGCGCUCUGAUGCUGACAAAGACUUUUGGGCUCGACGCCUCCCGCGUGCUGCUGAUCGAGCGCGGCGAGGGAGUCGGCGACACGUUCCGCCGCUGGCCCGCGGAGAUGCGGUUCAUCUCUCCCUCCUUCAACAACCAGGGCUGGACCAACUCGUUUGACCUCAACUCGGUGGCGCACGGCUCUUCGCCCGCAUACUCGCUGCACGCGCAACACCCAAGCGGCGGACAGUAUGCGGAUUACCUCGACGCCCUCGCCUCGUCGGCCAAGCUCAACGUGCGCACGCUGACCGAGGUGAUCUCUGUCAAAGCGGAGGGCGGCAAGGGCGGGCCUCCCCGCUUCCGCGUCGGCGUGCGCAGCCAGCCCGGCAGCAGCGAGCAUGCCGCGCGACGGCCCUCUCGCGUGAGCGGGCCGCGCCCGAGAUUCCCCGAAGAUCACCCGAGGUACGUCGUUUGGGCGGCGGGCGAGUUCCAGUACCCGCGCGAGGGCGGCGGCGCCAUCGCAGGCGCCGAACUCUGCCGGCACAACUCGCGGGGUCCUUUCUCUCUAGAGCAGACGCUCGGCUGCACCCUCCUGUCUCGCAGUCUCGCAGUCAUCGCUCUGGUCUCUAGGUUCGCGUCGCUGCCGGGGGACGAUUUUGUCGUCAUCGGAGGGUACGAGAGCGGGGCUGACGCGGCGGUCAACUUGGCCAAGGCCGGAAAGCAGGCCUGCGCUUCACUCACGAGUGAAUGCCGUAAGACUAGUGACUGA